Messenger RNA from Choloepus didactylus (southern two-toed sloth), 1041 nucleotides. RefSeq names its product acyl-CoA wax alcohol acyltransferase 2 (gene AWAT2). Gene Ontology annotation, molecular function: retinol O-fatty-acyltransferase activity. The record is from RefSeq and is a predicted model, not a curated record. Gene Ontology annotation, biological process: lipid metabolic process. Gene Ontology annotation, cellular component: endoplasmic reticulum membrane. Lineage: Eukaryota; Metazoa; Chordata; Mammalia; Pilosa; Megalonychidae.
AUGCUUUUGCCCUCCAAGAAGGACCUCAAGACAACCACUCUGGAGGUCUUUGCCUUCUUCCAGUGGGCCCUCAGUGCUCUUCUGAUUGUAACCACCAUGAUCUGUCUCAACCUCUACCUGGUGGUGUUCAUGUCAUACUGGCCAAUCACUGUGCUCAUGUGUACCUGGCUGGCUUUUGAUUGGAAGACCCCUGAACGAAGUGACUGCUGGUUUGCCUGUGUGAGGAAUUGGUGCCUGUGGAAACAAUACUGCGAUUACUUCCCUCUCAAGGUGAGUCAUCCCAGAUCCCCAUUCGGGUCCCACUCAGGGCUAGUAGAUGUGCCAGGGUAGGGGUGGGGGGUGCCAUUCACAUCGAAGCCUGUGUGAAUGAUGCCACCUCCUGGGCUUAUGUCCCAUUCCUACUUUGGCCACUUUUCCACAGAGAUCUCUGGCUUCUCCAAGAUCUUUCUGGGCAUUACUCCUUAUAUGCUCACCUGGGCACCUUUCCUCAGAGAGUACAUAAUGUCUACAGGGGCCUGCUCUGUAAGCCAGUCCUUGAUGGAUUUUCUGCCUACCCAUAAAGGUACGGGUAAUAUGCUCAUUGUGGUGGUUGAUGGCCUGGCUGAGUGCCUCAGCAAACCAGGCUCUACCACCCUGGUCUUGAAGAAUUGGACUGGUUUUGUGCGCAUGGCCCUUUGGCAUGGGGUGGCUCUGAUACCUGCCUAUGUUUUUUGGAAAAUGGACCUCUAUGAUCAGUACAUUUUCACUCCUAGGAGUUUGGCCAACCGCUUCCAGAAGUGGUUCCAGAGUGUGGUACAUAUCUAUUCUUGUGCUUUCUAAGGGCGUGGCUUCACCGUGAACUCCUGGGCUUUGUCUUCUGCUCGGCCUGUAACCACCAUUGUCGGGAAACCUCUACAACUGCCAAAGAUUGAGAAUCCAAGCCAAGAGAUUGUGGCUAAAUACCAUGCACAUAGGAUACAUAUCGAUGCCCUAUGUAAACUGUUUGACCAGCAUAAGACCUAAUUUGGCAUCUCAGAGACCCAGGAGCUAGUGCUAGUUUGA